AGCAGCUGGAAAUGACAAGAUAAAAUAUAAAUAACAACAAAACGCCCGUUCUUUUCCUCACGCAGCAUUGCGCCCUCUAAAAAACCCUCCAACGCUUCUAUUGCGUGAGUUGCAAAAAUGAGCCAACAGAAACCAUCGACAAAAUCAACGACCAGGGUCACCGAUGCUGAAGAAACCACCGGCCUGGUUUUAAACACGGAUCCAAAAGUUGUCACCAAAGCGGCCGAAUUGCUUCAACCGAUCCGUACGGAAGUGGUGGACAAGAACCUCGACAAGGUGCUGGAGGCGGUGAAGACCGUGGACCUGACGUGCGAUUUUAAGGGCUGCAAGCAGAAGACGAACCUCGUCGGGACGGACUGCUCUUUCUGCAAGGAUCGGUUCUGCUUCAAGCACAGUCUGCCGGAGAUUCAUGGCUGCGGCGAGGCGGUCAAACGCAAGGAGCGGGAACUGUUUCUGCACCCCAUGACCGGCAAAGCGAAAGCGGAACAGUACGAGAAGCAGAAGGCGCAGGUGCGGCUAACCCAGAAGCUGAAGCAAAUGUCACUGGAGCGGAAGCAGAAACCAUCGUCCGGGGGGAGCAGCAAAACGGGCGGAAGUACUGCCAGCUCCACCAGGGGUGGCGCUUCCUCUAGCAGAGGGCGGAAGCGAACCAACAACCCAUGAAAACGAAAUGUGGUACCGUUUCGAAAAUCUUUAUUUAUUACGAUCCUAAGUGUAUAAGUAAAUGUUUCUUUUUUUGUGUAGCAGUAAUAAAUCGACACGCGCGGGCCGUUUGUAACUGAA
Messenger RNA from Anopheles gambiae (African malaria mosquito), 783 nucleotides. Its product is annotated as DNA-binding protein SMUBP-2. The transcript has a single exon. Bases 118 to 663 code for a protein of 181 amino acids. Lineage: Eukaryota; Metazoa; Arthropoda; Insecta; Diptera; Culicidae. The record is from RefSeq and is a predicted model, not a curated record. Gene Ontology annotation, molecular function: zinc ion binding.